Prorocentrum cordatum is the source of this 1182-nucleotide messenger RNA. Lineage: Eukaryota; Dinophyceae; Prorocentrales; Prorocentraceae. The record is from the annotation of a GenBank genome assembly.
GGUGGGGGGGCCCUCGCCUCGCCUCCCGCCGCCGCGGGGACACGCCCGACUUCACGCCGCGCGUCCUCGCGCGCGGGGGGCGCGGGGCGCAGGGCCAUGCGGCGGGCAUGGGGGGCGCUGCGGCCGAUGGGGCCACCGCGACGGCAUCGUCGCCGAUACCCCCCGUGGUCGGUCGGCCACGUGGCAGCCGCGGCGGCAGCAGCAGCCAGGCGCCGGUGCGGUGCUCCCAUCCGCGUCGGCGUCGGCGCGGACGUGGCCGCAGGUUUUCCUCUGAUCAGGGGCUCGGGACAGCUGGGGCCGCGUGCAGAGGGCAGCGUUGCGUCGGGCGCCCGGGUUCCGCAGGGCACGGGCGAGUACAUCGCCUGCACCACCUACAAGUACGUCGGCUGCGGGGCCGGCAACGUCGCGCUGUUCCCGGUGCCCGCCGUGGCGCCGGGCUGCAGCUGCUGGUCCCACGUGAGCUUCUACUCCCAGGGCGAGUACUGGCUCGUCAAGAGCCAGACGGUCUGGAUCCAGGCCCGCUACAUGCCCACGCCGAUUACCAACGGCCUCUCGGUCGAGGUCGCCGUCGGCGGACCUUUCCUGGACAGCCUGACCGGCAAGAGGAACGUCCUCCGCAUCAGCGCGCUGAAGGCCUCCUUCAACGGGCAGCCCAUUAUCCCCAACUUCCCCGACAAGUGGGGGAACCAGGACCCGAUGAUCGGUGUCGUCACGGACAGCAACGGGGACGUCAUGCAGCCGGGCCGGCAGGGCAAGGAGAUGCACGUGGUGCACGUGAAGUUGCCUGACUUCGUCUCGCUGCAGAUCAACCGCUGGAACGAGCCCGGCGAGGGCGACUACAUCAACGUCCAGAUCACGAUGCCGAAGCAGCCUGGCGGCCAGGACGGCCACUGUGGCAAUUUCAACGGCAACCCCGCUGACGACACCCGCCCGUUGAUUCGCUCCCGCGUCGGGACGACGGGCGUCGCCCAGGCCAACCUCCUGUUCGAGACCAAGACCCCGGUCGUGAAGCCCAACCGCCCUGACCUGAACAAUUGCCCUACGAAGAAGGCCGACCACGCCCGGGAGGUGUGCCUCCGCCAGUCCAACAACGGCAUGGCGAGCCACGACUGCAUGGUCGACGUCUGCUUCGGGGGCGACCAGUUCGCGGAGCUGGGAGGCUACGACAUGGAAGAGGAGUGA